CGGCGAAUUUGUCCGUAAAUCUGAACCAAACUUGAAACUUCCAAGGCGUCGGCCAAGAUCUAAGAUCCCACGGGCAAGUUCGCGGGGUAUAAUGGGACGACACCUCAUACCAAUCUCAGACCCUCAAACAUCUACGACUGCUUAUUCGAGAUGGUCGGCCAGUGUUGCUCUACCGGAUUCACAUGGGACGGAAAGCCUGUUGGUAGUGAGACAAAGCUGGCGUCGAUGGACGCAUACGUCACAGGAGACAAUAAGGAUCGCACUAUCCUCAUUUGCCCAGACAUCUUUGGAUGGAAGCUGAACAAUACUCGCCUGCUCGCAGAUCAUUUUGCUCAGGAGGCAAACGCGACAGUUUAUCUUGUCGAUCCUUUCGAGGGAGGUGCUGUCAAGGUAGAGGACAUGAAUAAUGGCAAGUUCGAUUUGAAUGGAUUUAUUGCCAAGAACAACAAAGAGAAGUUGUACCCCGCAUAUGAGGCUGUCGUCAAGGAGCUCAAGGCCAAGUACAAGAAGAUAGGCAUUGCCAGCUACUGCUAUGGCGGCUGGACAGCAGCGCAGCUUGGUGGCAAGGGAAAGAACCUUGUGGAUGUUAUCCAUUUGGCGCAUCCGAGUCUUCUGACCAACGAGUUACUCGAUGGCAUUGCUGUGCCAGCACUCUUCAUUGUGCCUGAAACGGACCCAAUCUUUACAAGCGAGUUGCAGGCCCACGCCAAAGAGGUGUUGCCAAAGUCGGGUGCUGCAUUCAAAUGGAUCGACUUUCCUGGUGUUGCUCAUGGUUUCGCCACGCGUGGUGACCCUUCGAACGACACGCAGAGGAAGGCUCUUGAGAAGGCAAAGAACGACACUGUAGACUGGUUCAAUAGCCAGCUGUAGUCAACCUAAUUGAAUCAUUGUUUGACACCUCGACAAGUGAAGGGAUGCAUAGAGGCAAAUUUGCUUCCCUCCAUGCGUUGAAAUUCCCAUGACUUGACCUCUACUUGAUCGCAUCCACCCUGUUCAAAGAGAGUCCGGAUCUGCUGCUCAGAGAAACCAUGUUCCGCCCCUUUCCCGAUGGUCCUC
Protomyces lactucae-debilis is the source of this 1056-nucleotide messenger RNA. Its product is annotated as Alpha/Beta hydrolase protein. Gene Ontology annotation, molecular function: hydrolase activity. Lineage: Eukaryota; Fungi; Ascomycota; Taphrinomycetes; Taphrinales; Protomycetaceae. The record is from RefSeq and is a predicted model, not a curated record. The transcript has a single exon. Bases 151 to 870 code for a protein of 239 amino acids.